Thermochaetoides thermophila DSM 1495 is the source of this 912-nucleotide messenger RNA. RefSeq lists its product as uncharacterized. The record is from RefSeq and is a predicted model, not a curated record. Lineage: Eukaryota; Fungi; Ascomycota; Sordariomycetes; Sordariales; Chaetomiaceae. The transcript is spliced from 4 exons. The coding region runs from base 1 to 912 and encodes 303 amino acids.
AUGAAUCCUUCUCCCCAUCUUCACCAGAUCAUUGGUGGUAAUGCCUUCAACGCGACGAUGGACCCGGCGGACGGAGAUAUAGCAGAAAAGGCCACAUGCACGACGUGCCAGUUUAGUGAAGACUUCUCUAACUACUGGACAGCUGUGCUGUUCUUCCGCGCACGCAACGGUUCCUAUCACCGAGUUCCUCAGCGGCCUAACGUUGGGUUCGAAGGCGGUAAUGGCGGCAUGACAGUCUACUACAUGCAAGACGGCCUGGCCACCUUUCAGCAGACAUCACGGGUAACAGCCUUCAAGACAGGGUUCCGCAUGCUGGUGGGCGAGGCAUCAGCUCGGGGCAAGGAAGAGGCCAAGAGGUUCCGGCAAAUCACGUACACAUGCUUACAGGAUCUGUACACGCGGUAUCCUGAGACGCUAGAUUUCCCCAAGCAGCCAUGCCCGGAGGGAAUCAUGGCCAACGUGCGCUUCCCAACUUGUUGGGACGGCAAGAAUCUCGAUUCCCCGGACCACAUAAGUCACAUGGCGUACCCAGAAUCCGGAACUUUUGAGAGUGGGGGGCCGUGCCCAGCAUCUCAUCCCAUACAUGUACCACAACUUAUGUAUGAAACGAUCUGGGAUACACGUCAGUUCAACCACAAGGAUAUCUGGCCAGAAGAUGGCUCACAGCCGUUUGUGUGGUCGAUGGAUGACAGGACCGGAUAUGGCUCUCACGGAGAUUAUGUCUUCGGUUGGAAGGGUGAUUCGCUUCAGCGUGCCAUGGAUACGGCAUGCUAUGUCAACUGCCCAGUGCUCAAGACUCAAAGCAUCGCCGCGAUGAACAGGUGCACUCUAUCGAGUGCCAUCGAUGAGCCAAUUGACGACUGGCUGAAAGCUUUACCGGGAUAUACGGAGGCGAGGAAGCCGAAGAAGUGA